Molecule: messenger RNA, 1077 nt
Organism: Brassica oleracea var. oleracea
Lineage: Eukaryota; Viridiplantae; Streptophyta; Magnoliopsida; Brassicales; Brassicaceae
Exons: 1
Coding region: 1-1077 (358 amino acids)
Source: RefSeq, a predicted model, not a curated record
AUGGGACGAAUGCUGAGAACGAUGCCAAAGAUCUGGAAGAUUUAUGAGAGGGUGAAGGAAAUCGCUUUGACUAGCGAUAGUUUUCAAUUUGUCUUUGAACUGGAGACGAAUAUUCAGUCAGUAAUGAAACAUGAAUUUUGGACUUUUGAUGAUUGGGGAAUGGUGAUGGAGAGAUGGCAGGAAGUUCCACCAGCAAAUUUCUUACAAACGGUUCUAAUAUUGAUCCGAAUUCAUAAGAUUCCAGUUAACUACUUCACAUUUAAGACGAUGGAUGCGGUGGCUGGAGCUAUUCGAUAUGUGAAGGUUAUUGAGUAUGACCCAGAAAAGCCACAUUUACUGGAGUAUGUCAGAGUCCAAGUGAUUAUGGAUCUACAGAACCCGCUAAGAGACACAAAGCUAGUGAACCUCCCAAAAGGGUGUUCAGCAACGGUGGACAUUAAAUAUGAGAGAGUUCGAAAGAAGUGUUUCCACUGUCUACGUCUAUCUCACGAGAAACAGAAAUGCCCUCUCCUGAAGAAAGGCAAAGGCAAAAACUUUCAGCACACAGAACGACAGCCUGAGGGGACCCUUCCAGUGUAUCAUCGACAACACUCCAAUAACUUGGUGGAAACUAUUAUGCCAAUGCUAGCGCCAUCAGUUCCCCCAGGUUUUCGUCAUCUACCUAAUGUAGUGGCUCUUGAGGUGUUUGAAGAAAUGCAGUUAUACAUGAACUGUGUUGAUCCAGAAGAGAGGCGAAUUAGGGAAUUUCGUAUGAAAAAGGUUUUGUCAGACCUAUCUAAAGAUCCAAUCGCCCAAAGAUCUUGUCUUAGACUGGAGAGUCAACCAGUUAUAUCCACAGCUCUCAAUACUAAUGUGGAUAGAGUUUUUGACUUCAGACUCGCAGAGCAUCACAGAGAACUUAACGAGACUGAGAACAUCAAGAAUGCCAGUUCUUCUCAUGGGGGACAUAAAAUGUCAGAGAACCCUCUUGUGAUCCAAGAAGGCAACAAGUUAAUGUUGUCGACAAACAAGACGAGCCACAAAGAGGCUACAGAACGAGUAAUCCCUAAUUCUCAGGGGAACAUUCCACAUCAGUAG